This is a messenger RNA of Vitis riparia (riverbank grape), 5206 nucleotides long. Its product is annotated as pentatricopeptide repeat-containing protein At1g05670, mitochondrial. NCBI's taxonomy places the organism in Eukaryota, Viridiplantae, Streptophyta, Magnoliopsida, Vitales, Vitaceae. The transcript has 3 exons. The coding region runs from base 447 to 2693 and encodes 748 amino acids. Gene Ontology annotation, molecular function: protein binding. The record is from RefSeq and is a predicted model, not a curated record.
UUGAGAACAACCGAAAGUCCUGUGGGUGUUGCCUAAAAGGUGUUUGGUAUAAUGCUCUUGAGAACUACGGUUUUAUGAAGUCCGAAUCGGAUGAACGGGUGUGAAUAGUUGUUACAAAGAAGGAAUUUCAUAUUCCUUGUGCAGGUCAUGGGCGAUGAAGAAGCUUUUAUCCCUUAGUUUUUCUACCGGAAGACAGUCGUCGCAUUCCAAGACCGAGUCUCAAAAUGGUUCCUUCUAGCACCCGUGAAGUGAAAUGUCAUCUCCUUCUGGCAACAUUGUUUUGAAAUUUUGUCAUAUCAUUUUGACUUGGGUUCUGCUCGCAAUCCUUCCUAAAGAAUUUAGGAGAUGUUUGAUUCCCAAAAAAUCCCCCCUUUUUCUACAUGUAAGGGUCCUGCACUUCCACGACGGGUUCUCAAAACCUGUUUUAAUGGGUCCUUCUAACAAAGAUGAAGAGGCAUGUUAUCUCCUUUUCACGACAUUGUUUUCAAGUCUUCUCUUAUCAUUCCCACUUGGAUCCUGCUCUCAAUCCUUUAUCCUUCUUUAGAAGAUGCUUUAGUGAAAAACUUUCUUCCUUUGAUUCUACCACCAGAAAUUUUCCUGAUUAUUCCCCAAAGAAACCUAUCAUUCAAGAUUCUGAACUGGUUCAUCGUAUUUCCAUUGCAAUUAAGCAACGCCGCUCUGAGCCUCUCCGUCGUGUUCUAAAGCCCUAUGAAUCCAAAUUCCGGGCUGAUCACCUCAUUUGGGUUCUUAUGAACAUUAAGAAUGAUUACAGAUUGGUUUUAAGUUUCUUUGAGUGGGCCUGCCUACGCAGAGACCCAUCACUGGAAGCACGUUGCAUUGUUGCUCAAAUAGCAACGGCUUCAAAGGAUCUGAAAAUGGCUCGCAAGCUCAUCCAGGAUUUUUGGGUCAAUCCCAAUUUGGAUGUUGGUGUUUCUUUUGGUCAUUUUGUUGAGCAGUUGAUAUACACUUACAAGGACUGGGGUUCAGACCCCCGUGUCUUUGAUAUUUUCUUUCAGGUCCUUGUUGAAGCUGGGAUGCUCGAUGAAGCAAGAAAACUUUUUGAUAAGAUGCUGAAUUAUGGGUUGCUCAUCUCUGUUGACUCUUGUAAUUUAUUUAUUUCUCAUUUAUCAGAGGAUCUUGACGGGAUCAAAAUUGCUUUAAAGGUUUUCGCGGAAUUUCCUGAAGUGGGUGUAUGUUGGAAUACUGCAUCAUAUAAUAUUAUAACACAUUCUCUUUGUCAAUUAGGGAGAGUGGUAGAAGCUCACCAGCUUCUCUUGCAAAUGGAGCUGAGAGGCUGUAUGCCUGAUGUUAUAAGUUAUAGUACUGUAAUUAAUGGAUAUUGUCAAGUUGGGGAGCUCCAAAGGGUUUUGAAGCUCAUAGAGGAAAUGCAAAUAAAAGGAUUGAAGCCAAACCCAUAUACUUACAAUGGCGUAAUCCUUCUUCUGUGUAAGACUGGUAAAGUAGCAGAAGCAGAGAGGGUCCUUAGGGAGAUGAUUAGCGAGGGAAUUGCCCCAGAUGGUGUCAUCUACACAACAUUAAUUGAUGGUUUCUGCAAGCUUGGGAAUGUCUCAUCGGCAUAUAGGCUGUUUGAUGAAAUGCAGAAGCGAAAAAUUAGUCCUGACUUUAUAACAUAUACUGCUGUUAUAUGUGGACUAUGUCAAACAGGAAGGGUGAUGGAAGCAGAUAAGCUCUUCCAUGAAAUGGUCUGCAAGCGGUUGGAACCAGAUGAAGUUACCUACACAGCACUUAUUGAUGGUUAUUGCAAAGAAGGGAAGAUGAAAGAAGCCUUUUCCCUUCACAACCAAAUGCUUCAGAUGGGACUGACCCCAAAUAUUGUCACUUACACUGCACUGGCUGAUGGUCUUUGCAAAUGUGGGGAGGUUGAUACAGCAAAUGAGCUUCUUCAUGAGAUGUGCAGAAAGGGUCUUGAACUGAAUAUCUACACUUACAACUCACUUGUUAAUGGUCUCUGUAAAGCAGGAAAUAUAGAUCAAGCAGUAAAGCUAAUGAAAGAUAUGGAAGUGGCGGGGUUCCAUCCUGAUGCUGUUACUUAUACUACUCUAAUGGAUGCUUAUUGCAAGUCAAGAGAGAUGGUUAGGGCCCAUGAGCUCCUGCGUCAGAUGCUGGAUAGAGAGCUUCAACCCACAGUUGUUACAUUCAAUGUGCUAAUGAAUGGGUUUUGUAUGUCAGGGAUGCUAGAAGAUGGUGAGAAGCUACUAAAAUGGAUGCUGGAGAAGGGUAUUAUGCCAAAUGCCACCACCUACAAUUCUCUUAUGAAACAGUACUGCAUUAGAAAUAACAUGCGUGCCACAACUGAAAUUUAUAGAGGAAUGUGUGCCAAAGGAGUGGUGCCUGAUGGCAACACCUAUAACAUAUUGAUAAAAGGGCAUUGUAAAGCAAGGAAUAUGAAAGAGGCAUGGUUUUUACACAGAGACAUGGUUGGGAAGGGAUUUAAUCUCACAGUUAGUUCCUACAAUGCUCUCAUCAAGGGUUUUUACAAGAGGAAGAAAUUUUUGGAGGCAAGGGAACUGUUUGAGCAAAUGAGAAGAGAAGGCCUGGUUGCAGAUAGGGAAAUAUAUAACAUAUUUGCUGAUAUAAAUUAUGAUGAAGGCAAAAUGGAGUUGACUCUUGAGCUUUGUGAUGAAGCAAUAGAGAAAUGUCUUGUGGGUGACAUCCAAACUAAGAACACAUAACUUGGUUUUAUCUAUGAUAGGAUUAUGGUGGAUAGAAAUGUUUGGUUUGCAUGUGCGUAGGUUGGAUGGUGGGCUCCUUGCACAAACUGGCCUCAUCAAUUCGUAAUCAUGGUAAUGGUUUUUCUUUGGCUUCUUUAUAUUGCCCUUCAAUCUGGUUCUUUGCAAUUGCUUAGAAUUUAGAAGCUACUUUGGUGUAUAGUAAUUUUUAUCAGUGAAUGUCAUGGUAGGUAUGAGAUUGUUAUACAUUACUUGUAUAAAGGCAUCAAGUAACCAUGAGAUUGGUGGGUAGAAUGGUUUGGUAUUUAGAUGUUAUGCUUCCAUCUUUUAUGACAGCAAUCUUCAUGUCUAUUUUCUUCUACUGAUUAAUAAUUGACCUAAGAUGAUUUUGUGACACAGAUUGAUUUCAGGGAGAGUAGAAGAAAAAUACAAACCACCAUAGGCAUUAUCGUCUUCCAUUAUUAAUUAAAGUUGAAAAGUCUAAAUGAUUGAAUGAAAAAUAAUUUAACAUAUCUUGGAACUGCCAUUCAAAAACUAGCAGGCUACUCAUUGUUAUAGUUGGAUGUCAAAGACUUUACUAAGAGCAAAACAAAUUGUUACUAUUCAUUAUCAGUCUAUUUAUUGUCUAGAUGAUCUUCCUUUAUAAAAAUAAUAAUAAAAAAAAGCAUAGAGAUGUAAAAUUAAAAAUCACACAAAAUCUUUACUAAGAACAAAAGAAGAAAAACAAUAUGUGAUUUUGUCAAAAAAAAUUAUAUUUCUAUUUCAUACAGUAGUUGAAAGAAAGAAUAAUUUAUACCGAUUGGUGCCUUUAUUUACUGUAUACUCAUUCAAAUCUAUAGUAUCCGUUGUGCCAUAAAAAUAGAAUUGGUUGAAGUUGAUAAAAUAUAAAAUAAAGAAUCCAAAGGACUUCCAUUUGUCUUUCUGUCUAUUUUUAUCAUGAUGCAUUUAUAAAUGGAAUAAAAUACAUCGAAAAGUUUUAGAACCCAACCAUUUCCUAAUUAAUUGUAUAUUCAUGAAAAGAUAAUUAUAAAACUCAUUAAAAGGUAACAAACAAAACAACAGAAUAGUAAAUAGCCUGCCUAUCUGGUGGAAAAGAGCUAUAGAAUAACAAUCACCCCCAAUAAGAAGUUGCAAAAAAUAACAUGGCCAAUUCUAAGCACAAUGUAGCAUUUUUGGGUUUCUUAUCUUACACCUUUCAUCAUUAGUUAAACAUUAUAUCACCUUUUUAUUUGUUAUUUUUAGUUAGAAUUAUUUCACCAUGUACUAUUAGUUAAAAAUUCUAUCAAUGUUAGAGCAGGCAUGUUUAAAAAUUAGGAAAUGAGCUUUAACAUCAAUAGGAGAGCACUGGAAAACAAGCAAAUCUUUGAUGUCCUGUUUGUGAAUCAUGAAAUUCCUUGGGAGCCCUAAAAUAUGUGUUUUGAUUGUCAGAACUACUUACCUUAUCCUAGUCAUUCUUCUGUGCUUGUGGCUGAUGGAGAUGACUAGAUGAACAAACUUCAGAUGUAGCAUGCCAGCUUGCUCAGAAAUCUCCAGUCCUGCCUUGGAGCUGGCUGCCAUCUGUUUAAAUCAUGGAAAUUGAUUUAUCAUUGUUCUGUAUUUCCAGGAUUUUUUCUGAUUCUAGUUGGAAUCAGUGGAUUUUGGGGUUUUUCUUGCAACUAAAGUAUAUCUAAAACUCUAAAAUAUUUAUUUAGGUUACUGAACUGAGCAUACUGUGUUUUUCCAAGAGUUUAGUUUGCAAUAGUUCCCACAGAAAGAAAUCGUCUGCUGUUCAAUGUAAUCUCUCUGUUAUUCAUCUGAGGAGUUACUUGGAGUUGAACAGAAAGCCUAUGAUUCCAGGAAGCAAAGAUUUAAUUUGUUGCAGGCUCUCUCAUGAGUGGAACUAAAGCAUGUGAAGAACCGAUUCUCAUCCAUCAUUUAUCCUCUCAAUGCCUUAACAACCCAGCUUAUUUGUAGGUGUUGCCUAAUUGGAAUUUCCUCAUGGCCUCCCAAUCUCAGAUUAGAACAACAAAACAGCCCAUUUUGUUUAGGUUCUUGGUCUUGGGUAGCAGAACCUCUUGAUGAAGGAAUGCAAAAACUAGCUUAUUUGCAAUGCCUACCAAGAGAUUUGCCUAGCACAAAAUUCAAGAAACUGGUCCGAGGAGAAAGGGAAGAGCCCUAUUCUGGAUGGAAAGACAUUAAGCUUGGCCUGUAUGACAACGCAUCCAGUCUCGUUCAAACUGAUCUCAGGGUAAGUGCUGAAAUUCUCUCUUUAAAAAAUUCAGGUAUAGCAAAUAUAGAAGAAUUUUGAGAUGAAAUUCCCCACUGAAGAGACCGAAGAUACCCGUCAGAGGCAUUUCAGAAGUUAAUCCAAAAAGACAAGCAAAAGCUGCUUCUUAACAACCACCAUGGUUACUAGGAGUACCUGAUAAAUCUUUCUACUUAGGAAGAGAGGAAAUGUUGUGAUUAUUGUAAAAGAGGUUUGAUCAUUGUCCACUUGAAGAGCCGUAUCAUAGUUAAAAAUUGAGGGUUGGUGAUUC